Aspergillus fumigatus Af293 is the source of this 999-nucleotide messenger RNA. The record is from RefSeq and is a predicted model, not a curated record. Lineage: Eukaryota; Fungi; Ascomycota; Eurotiomycetes; Eurotiales; Aspergillaceae.
AUGGUAUUGAUGGUGUCAUUGAUAUUUGGUGGUUGUUGUGCAAAUGUAGGUACUCCAAGUGUGAUGGAACCUGCUGUGGUUGACCUUGUUAUCCUAGGCCCCCUGAUCACCUUUGCGCAGUUUAUUGUGACUGCUGUAUUUACUUUGCCAAAUUUCGUCUCGCUGUCAUGUGGGCCCCGGUCAUUAUUCCUCAGUCCACGUGUCAUCCCAUUAAGAUCAUGGUUGGUAUACACGGCGUUCUUCGUGACAGUCAACCUUUUAAACAAUUGGGCUUUCGCAUAUAGCAUAUCGGUCCCCCUACACAUAAUAUUGAGAUCAGGCGGCCCUGUUGCUUCCCUUAUCGUCGGAUACUCGUUCAAUGGAAAGAAGUAUUCUUAUGGUCAGAUUUUGGCAGUAGCGGUGCUUACUCUUGGCGUUGUUACAGCAGCAUUGGCAGAUGCUCAAGCUAAAGGCGAACCAUUAGACAUUGGGCAUGGUGGAGCAGACCUUGGCAUAACUGGUACCGCUACUGGCUUCGCAAUUCUUGCUUCUGCAAUGAUUCUUUCAGCUUUUCAGGGCAUAUACGCAGAUCGGCUCUAUGAGACUUAUGGCCGAAGCCACUGGAAGGAAGCGCUUUUCUAUUCUCAUGUACUCUCGAUACCACUUUUCCUCCCAACCUAUCCGCGGCUUCUGGAUCAAUGGCGAGCCAUGCUCUCCUCUCCUCCCUUGCAAUAUCGGCUUCUGGAGACAUCCAUCAGUGUGGCUUAUCUUUUUCUGAAUGCGCUGACCCAAUAUCUAUGCAUUCGUGGAGUUCAUCUCCUCUCCGCCCAGACGUCUUCGCUGACAGUGACGGUGGUUUUGAAUGUUCGCAAACUUGUUUCGCUCCUGUUAUCUAUCUACCUAUUUGGAAAUCAGCUUUCGCCGGGUGUUGUUAUUGGGGCUAUCUGCGUCUUCGCAGGAGGUGGACUCUAUGGUUUGGAGGGUGCCCGGCUGAGAAAACCGAUUAAUAAGAAGGAUUAA